AUGAGUCUUGCAGUCCCGUCGGCGGAGAGAGAGGGAUCAACGACAUGGGGAAACCACGGAGACGAUCCCCGCGCCGAGCAGGCCGCAACCCAAGAGUCUGAGGCGGAGGCAUCGCAACACCAUCUGACGCUGCUCCCGCCGACCGUGGUCGAAAUGUUUGCUGCCGUGCUGGAUAAGGACAAGGCGGGGGAGCACGAUUCGGUGGAGGAUCCUAAACACAUCAUUGCUAACGUCGGUGGCUCUCCUCCAUCUGGUGGACGUGGGAGGCGUAGGCAGAGGAAGAGCGAUGGGGAGGACGAUUAUGACACCGCCGUGCCCGGGGACAUCACCACGCGGCCGAAGAGGCGGCAGACGAUAGGCAGUGCUGACGACGCCGAUGGCACGGAAGUUGGGACAACACGAGGCGCCAGGGAAGCAUGUGGCAAGGCGACGGAUGGGAAUGAUGACGAGGAGGAUGAAGAGGAGGAGGAGGAGGAGGAGGAGGAGGAGGAGGAGGAGGAGGAGGAGGAGGAGGAGGAGGAGGAGGAGGAGGAGGAGGAUGUGGCGGGAGUAAAGGGACGGGGCGGGCGAGGUAGACUGGUGGAUGGUACAGGGAAGGUGGGGGGCCGGACUCGCCAUUCCCGAAAACGUGGGGCAGUUGACGCCCCGCGCGGCGAAGCAGCGGGCAAACCGAAGGCGUCUAAGGUGAAGGUUGAAAGUGAAGGGGGUUGUAAAAAGCAAGGGAGCCAGGGAGCAAAAGGAGAUGGAGAAGGAAAGGGUGGCCGCGCCAAAGGGGUUCCAGUGGGUACCGGCAAGAAAAAACCUGCCGGUAAACGUCGCAGCGGCCGCCACAGCACCCCACGGAAAGGUGGCAACGAGAAGGCACAGGCAGCAUAA
Closterium sp. NIES-65 is the source of this 876-nucleotide messenger RNA. The record is from the annotation of a GenBank genome assembly. Lineage: Eukaryota; Viridiplantae; Streptophyta; Zygnematophyceae; Desmidiales; Closteriaceae.